This is a messenger RNA of Oncorhynchus masou masou (cherry salmon), 1994 nucleotides long. It is a transcript of the gene eps8l1a, whose product is annotated as EPS8 signaling adaptor L1a. Gene Ontology annotation, cellular component: vesicle; ruffle membrane; plasma membrane. The record is from RefSeq and is a predicted model, not a curated record. Gene Ontology annotation, biological process: Rho protein signal transduction; positive regulation of ruffle assembly; regulation of Rho protein signal transduction. Bases 108 to 1562 code for a protein of 484 amino acids. NCBI's taxonomy places the organism in Eukaryota, Metazoa, Chordata, Actinopteri, Salmoniformes, Salmonidae. Gene Ontology annotation, molecular function: actin binding. The transcript is spliced from 15 exons.
CCAGAAGGAGGGACAGACUGGUGUAAACAGAGCAGGAUGUGACAGUAGACAGACAGACAAGGCUGUUGGACUGGGCUGGAGGAAUACACGCAGACACACACCAAAAGAUGUCUGGGACACCACCCCCAGUACGUUCUAGGAAGCCAUCAGGUGUUAGAGUCAUGCCCCAUGAUGGUCAACUUCCUUCCCAUGGCUACGCAAAGGUGUUCAAAGUGAAUGAGGCCAGUAGUGAGCCAAAAUACACAUCUCGAGGACAUGCAGAGAGAGAGGUGGAGAUCCUAAACCACUGUUUUGAUGACGUGGAGCGCUUCAUGGGACGCCUGCAGCAGGCUGCUGAGGCUCAGAGCAUCCUCAACCAGACGAAGAGGAAGAGCAGAAAAAGCAAGAAGAAAGGGAAGCAGGAUGAUGACUUGCUGACCCUGAAAGCCUGCCCUCCACCUGAGGAGGAGUUUGUUGACAUUUUUCAGAAAGUCAAGUACUCCUUCUGUCUGCUGGACCGCCUGAAGUCGUCCAUCACAGAGCCGUCUUCUGGGGAGCUGGUGCAUCACGUCUUUAUUCCCCUGGGCCUGAUGGUGAAGACUACUGAUGGGCCAGAGAUGGGGGCGAGUGUGGCCAGUCCAGCCUUGACCAGUGGUGCUGUGUCUCUACUGCAGAAACACCUGACCGAUGAAGAGAAGGAGCUUUGGAGCUCCCUAGGGCCUAACUGGACCUUACACUGCUCCCAGCUUGUUGAGUCUGUCCCUCCAUACUCACCUGUCUUUCUGGAUGGAUGGCAGCCUGAGGCCUUUGACCCAGAAGGUCAACUUUGGGAGGACCCAAUCAAGUCACAGCACAAACAGGACGCUCUUCAAUACAGUGCAGAGGACCCUCCUGACCAGGCUGAGAAAGGACCCAGCUCAGUCCAACACACUGACGAAUCAGAUGGCAGUGAACUUCCACCUGAGGGCGAGAGAAUGUUCAGCUGCAGCUACGGCUUUGUUGCCAGGAACAGCAGUGAACUCUCAGUGCUACAGGGAGAAACUCUGGAGGUGAUUGAGUCGUCAAAUCGUUGGUGGAAGUGCCGCAAUAACUUUGACCAGAUUGGGUUUGUUCCCUUCAACAUUCUGGAGCCUCUGUCUGCCCUCAACAACAACCAUAGGGAUAGCCCAGUGGCACUCAGACAGUCCAAGCAAACAAGCUUUAUGGUGAACGAUGAGCUCCUCCAGCGGCUGGCCAACGGCAGGGCGGGCUCCAUCCGUCCCCUAGUGAUCCCCCGCACCACAGACACCUCGGCCCCCCUGGACUACCACUCCCCUCCUGCGGAGGUAGAGGGCUGGCUGAGAGGGAAGGGCUUCACUGAGCCGACAGUAACACUGCUGGGGAGACUCACUGGUGCUGAGCUCUUCGCCCUGAGUAAAGAGGACCUACGUAUGUUUUCACCAGAGGAGGGUGCCAGAGUGUACAGCCAGAUGAUGGUGCAGAAGGCUUUACUGGAGGAUGUCCGCAAAUCUACAGAGCUGGAGACAAUGAUGGAGAAACAGAAACAAAAAGCAGACUUCCAGCUGGAGAGCAGGAGGCUGUGACCAAGAACAAGCAAUACACAUGUAUAUCACUGAAACACAGAUAUCACUGGUUGAUGGAUGCCAACACAAUAACAUUACUGUCACUGUUUAAGAGGACACACAAACUCACUAACAUUGUCUGUAUGGAGACUCUGAUACAGAGAUUUCACUUUUAAAGGGUAGUUCACCCAAACUAUAAAAUUACUUGCUUUCUUAAGGCGUCCGCAUGCUUCCCAGCCAAAACAGUUCGGAACAGUUUGUGCUUAUAUUAUGAUGACAUUUUGUGACGUUGUUUGUUUUGGACAUUGGUGAAGGUUGUUUAGGCUGUUCAGGCACAACAUUUUUCUGGAUGCAAGCAGAAGUUUUGAGCCGAAGUCUACGCCCCUUCGUCUGUGAUUGGUCAACAGUGGGGAUUUUUCAAUAAAGUCUUUGUUGUUAUUCAAUGAGAAAUGA